AUGACAAAAAUUAAAGAAGCCCCUGUUUUUUAUCCUACACGAAAGGAUAUGUUAGGCUCCUUCGAAAAGUACAUAGGGAAAAUAGAGUCCGAACUUGCACAGCACGGGAUUGCAAGAAUAGUUCCACCACGAAGUUGGCAACCACGGCAAAGUGGAUACAAAAGCCUGCAAUUUGUUUCGGAACAACCGAUUAAACAGCAUGUAGUAGGAAGCAAGGGCUUUUUUCGAACAGUUCUUGUAGAAUGCAAGCCGACGUCGAUUCAGAAAGAGUUUAAAGUUAGAGCAGGAGCAGCUGAAAAUCAACCAUCACAAGCAGCAUUGAAAGAUAACUCACUUUUAGAACGCGAGUUUUGGAAAAAUAUAACAACUUCUCCUCCUGUGUAUUGCGCCGAUAUACCUGGAACACUGUUUGAUAGAAAUAUAAAGGGAUGGCAAAUGUCAGAUUUAAAUACUAUCUUAACACGUACUUUGAGGAAGAAUGGUUCAAAUAUACCAGGUGUAAGUUCUGCAUACCUAUAUUUUGGAAUGUGGCGUUCUUUAUUUGCGUGGCACACGGAAGAUGCUGACCUUUACAGCUUGAACUAUCUUCAUUUUGGGGCACCAAAGUUUUGGUAUUCAAUUGCUCCAUGUCAUAGGGAACGUUUUGAAACAUUAUUACGUGGGAGAUUCCCUGAACUAUCUAGCUCAUGCCCAGAAUUUUUACGGCAUAAGGAGUUUCUUGUGUCUCCUACGAUUCUCCAUCAGAAUGGCAUACCAUUCUAUCGAUCCAUGCAGUAUCCGGGCGAAUUUAUCGUUACUUAUCCGGGAAGCUAUCAUAGUGGAUUUAAUUGUGGAUUUAAUUGCGCAGAAAGUACGAAUUUUGCUACUCGCGCAUGGAUACCUAUCGGUAGAAGGGCAAAUAUUUGCAAAUGUGUCAGUGAUUCAGUUCGCAUUGAUAUGUCUUUAUUUAAGUUUGAGGACAGAAAAAUCCCACAACAAUCAGAAGAGCGUAAAACACGGUCUGGGAACCUGAAUUAUACUACGAAAAAAAAAAAACGAAAGAGUAUCUCUUCGAAUCAUUCAACGAAACAAUGUGUAUCUACCAUUAAGCUAAAGAAAUCGAUACUGAAAGGAGCUCUAAAAAGAGUGGCUUGCUCCAGGAAAAGACUCAGAUACUCAAAAUUGCUUGCGUUAUUGGAGCAGGAUCUAAGCCUUACUCCAGGAUCUCUUAAGAAUAUGAAAGAUGAGUUGAUUGUUAUAAAAGAUUUAUAUCGCUGCUGA
Molecule: messenger RNA, 1260 nt
Organism: Bathycoccus prasinos
Lineage: Eukaryota; Viridiplantae; Chlorophyta; Mamiellophyceae; Mamiellales; Bathycoccaceae
Exons: 1
Coding region: 1-1260 (419 amino acids)
Biological process (GO): chromatin remodeling
Cellular component (GO): nucleus
Molecular function (GO): histone H3K9 demethylase activity; histone H3K36 demethylase activity
Source: RefSeq, a predicted model, not a curated record